AUGCCUGUCGGCGAAGACUCAGUCAUCCAGGCCACCACCCUGGACCGCGCCUUCCUGGAUGGCUCUGGAGACCCGGAGCGCAAGCAUCCAGAGGCCCAUGUAACCCAGCCGCCAGCCUACCUCCUCUCCGAGGGCAAGGCAACCCUCCAGUCGAGCUACCUUGGCAGCGACAGAGAUGACUUCCCCACCGAGGAGCAGAUGCGCACGCUGCGCCGUGUUCCCCAGAAGAUCCCCUUGAAGAUCUUCACCAUUGCCUUCGUCGAGCUCUGUGAGCGCAUGUCCUACUACGGUACCAUUGUCGUCUACUCCAACUUCAUCAACAAGGGCCGCGUGGACGCCGACGGCAACCCCACCGCUACCUCCACUGGUGCCGCCAUCAACCCCAGCAGCGAUGACGCUCAGCCUGGUGCCCUUGGCUUGGGCAAGCAAAUCGCCUUCUCUCUGACCACCUUCAACUCGUUCUGGGUCUACGUCGUUCCUCUCUUCGGUGCAUGGAUUGCCGACAAGUACCUCGGUCGUUACAAGACCAUCUUCUACUCGGUCCUCGUUGCUGAAAUCGGCCACACCAUCCUCGUCGUCUCUGCUGCCCCCUCUGUUCUCGACAAGCCCCACGCUUCGCUCGGCGUCUUCAUUCUCGGUCUGCUCAUCACUGGCUUCGGAACGGGUACCUUCAAGCCCAACAUUUCCCCGCUCAUCAUGGAGCAGAUGCCCGAUGACCCACUCCGCGUCGAGGAGCAGAAGGGCGAGCUUGUCAUUGUUGACCCCGCCGUCACCGCCACCCGCAUCUACAACUGGUUCUACUGGUUCAUCAACUGGGGUGCCUUGGCUGGUCAGCUCGGCAUGGUCUUCGCUGAACGUUACGUCGGUUUCUACUGUGCUUUCUUGAUCCCCCUCCUCUUCUUCCUCAUCAGCGUCCCCGUCUUGAUCUUCUGCAAGAAGUUCUACCGCCUCACGCCUCCUAGUGGCAGCGUGCUUGGUCCCGCUGUGAAGCUUUUCGUGGCGGCUCUCGGACACGGAGUUACCGCCAACCCUAUCCAGACAAUUAAGAACUGGAAGAAAGGCGACGGAUGGGAGAAGGUCAAGCCCUCCGCUCUCGGCGCGAACAAGCCCAGCUGGUACACAUUCGAUGACGCCUGGGUUGACGAAGUCCGCCGUGGUUUCGGCGCCUGUGGUGUUUUCAUGUGGGUCCCCAUCUACUGGCUUGCCUACCGCCAGAUGGACAACAACUUGACGGCCAUGUGCGCUACAAUGGCUCUGCACGGAACGCCCAACGAUCUGCUCCAGAAUAUGGACCCCAUCACGCUCAUCGUUCUCGUCCCGAUCUUCGACUUGUUCAUCUACCCCUUCCUGCGCAAGCACAAGAUCAACUUCUCUCCCAUCAAGAAGAUCACCGCCGGCUUCCUCUUCGGUGGCCUCGCCAUGUUGUGGGCGACCGUCCUCCAGCACUACGUGUACAAGACGUCGGGCUACUACGAGACCCAAGACCCCGACUACAAGUCGCCCAUCAACGUCUGGGCCGUCACCGGAAUCUACGUGCUCGUCGCCAUCUCGGAGAUCUUCGCCUCCGUCACCACGCUGGAGUACGCCUACACCAAGGCCCCCAAGAACAUGCGGUCCCUCGUCAUGAGCGUCCAGUGCUUCACAACCGCCUUCUCCGCCGCGCUCGCCCAGGCCUUCACCCCGCUGACCAACGACCCGCACCUCGUCUGGAACUACGGCGCCGUCACCAUCAUCUCCUUCGUCGUCGGAAUCCUCUUCUACAUCGCUUACUACAAGACGGACCAGCGCGAGAGCGAGCUCAACCAGCUGCCCACGGGCCACUUCGGCACCGCCAAGCAGGCCGAGGACGUCGAGCGGCACCUCAGCGUCGCGGCGGAGAGGCGCGCGAGCGUCAACGACGAGAAGAAGAUCUCGUCUGAGCCUGUGCCUGUCGCGGAGAAGAUCUGA
Messenger RNA from Didymosphaeria variabile, 1947 nucleotides. RefSeq lists its product as uncharacterized. Lineage: Eukaryota; Fungi; Ascomycota; Dothideomycetes; Pleosporales; Didymosphaeriaceae. The transcript is spliced from 3 exons. Gene Ontology annotation, molecular function: dipeptide transmembrane transporter activity. Gene Ontology annotation, biological process: transmembrane transport; oligopeptide transport. The record is from RefSeq and is a predicted model, not a curated record. Gene Ontology annotation, cellular component: membrane. The coding region runs from base 1 to 1947 and encodes 648 amino acids.